AUGCGUCCGUACUUGCUAAAGGGGCAUGAGCGGCCCCUGACGCAGGUCAAGUACAACCGGGAAGGCGACCUGAUGAUCAGCUGCGCCAAGAACCUGUAUCCCUGCCUCUGGAUGGCGGACGACGGCACUCGCAUAGGCACUUACGAGGGCCACAACGGAGCCGUGUGGACCUGUGAAAUCAGCAUGGACUCGCAGCGGCUGAUCACGUCGUCCGCCGACCAGACCGUUCGCAUCUGGGACCUCCCUACCGGCAAGGAGCUCCACCAGAUCAAGAUGAACGAGCCCUGCCGCGCCUGCGCGCUCUCAAUCGGAGAGAAGCUGCUCGCCUUCACAACAGACAGCUUCAUGGGCAUCCCGCCGCAGAUCCACAUCGUCGAUGUCGACCUGCAGGCGGAGCCCGGCAGCGGCCAGAUCGCCGGCGACAAGCCGCGGCUGACCUUCGACGCCCCGAAGGGCCGCAUCACGCGCAUCGGCUGGGUGGAGCAGAACAAGGUCCUGCUGACCAGCCACGACGGCGGCUUUGUGCGGCGGUGGGACGCUGAGACGGGGGAGUUGCUUGAGGAGGCGCAGGUCCACGAGGACGCCAUCCAGGACAUGCAGUUCUCACAGGACGGCAGCUAUGUCGUCACGGCGUCGCUGGACAAGACGGCCAAGCUGGUGGACGUCUGCACGCUUGAGGUGCUGAAGACCUACAAGACGGGGCGCUUCGUGCAGUCUGCAGCCAUCAGCCCGCUGAUGGACCACGUGCUGGCGGGCGGCGGCCAGGAUGCGAGCCAGGUGACCACAACAGCGGCUAAGGCAGGUGGCUUUGAGGCGCGCUUCUUCCACAAGAUCUACCAGGAGGAGUUUGGCAACGUGCGCGGCCACUUCGGGCCCAUCAACUCUGUGGCGUUUGCGCCAGACGGCCGCAGCUUUGCCACCGGCGGCGAGGACGGAUACGUGCGGAUUCACCACUUUGACAUGGAGUACUUCUCGGCCAAGUACGUCUGA
This is a messenger RNA of Monoraphidium neglectum, 990 nucleotides long. Its product is annotated as Eukaryotic translation initiation factor 3 subunit I. Gene Ontology annotation, molecular function: protein binding; RNA binding; translation initiation factor activity. The transcript has 6 exons. The coding region runs from base 1 to 990 and encodes 329 amino acids. Gene Ontology annotation, cellular component: cytoplasm; eukaryotic translation initiation factor 3 complex, eIF3m. Gene Ontology annotation, biological process: cytoplasmic translational initiation. NCBI's taxonomy places the organism in Eukaryota, Viridiplantae, Chlorophyta, Chlorophyceae, Sphaeropleales, Selenastraceae. The record is from RefSeq and is a predicted model, not a curated record.